Mugil cephalus (flathead mullet) is the source of this 2694-nucleotide messenger RNA. RefSeq names its product zinc finger protein OZF-like. NCBI's taxonomy places the organism in Eukaryota, Metazoa, Chordata, Actinopteri, Mugiliformes, Mugilidae. The record is from RefSeq and is a predicted model, not a curated record. The transcript has 3 exons. Gene Ontology annotation, cellular component: PcG protein complex; transcription regulator complex. Bases 194 to 1663 code for a protein of 489 amino acids. Gene Ontology annotation, biological process: regulation of transcription by RNA polymerase II. Gene Ontology annotation, molecular function: DNA-binding transcription factor activity, RNA polymerase II-specific; RNA polymerase II cis-regulatory region sequence-specific DNA binding.
UUUUUUGUUUUUUUUAAAAAAAGGCCUCGGACCCUUUGAAAGAACAGUCGUCCAGUACCGAGGUAGAGAUUGAUCAUCAUCUCAGACUGCAGGAUAUCACCUGGAAACCUGAGAUAAAGUUACACAGAAUACCAGCAGGUUCUCACUGACCAACAGCUCGGGAACCAGGAGAGGAACUCUAGUCUGGACCAGGAUGAACCAGAACCAAAGAGUGACCAGCUCCACUCACACAACUCUCCUCUCUGAGAUGAACCUCCCACAACAACAUGUCUGCACAGAGGAGGAGGUUCCCACUGAGCAGCAGCUCUGUAACCAGGAGAGGAAGUCCAGUCUGGACCAGGAGGAACCAGAACCUCCAUUGAUAAAAGAGGAAUGUGAGGAACAAGAACCUCCACAGAUUCAAGAGGACUGGGAGGAACCUGAACUUUCACAGAUUAAAGAGGAAUAUGAGGAACCGGAGUAUCCACAGAUUAAAGAGGAACAGGAGGAACUCUGCUGCAGUCAGUGGGAAGAACAUAUUGUACUGAAGCAGGAAAGUGAUUCCUCAAUGGAGUCUCCUACUGAUGAGGAAACUGAGCACAGUGAACCAGAACCAAACAGUGACCAGCUCCUCUCUCACAACGCUUGUGUAGCUGAGACCCCAGAUCAGGGAGAAGGCAACCACGUAGACUCUGGAUCAACUAAAAAAAAUACUGAACUGAAACCAAAGAAGAGACGUUACAGAGUCACAAGUCACAGAAACAAUGUAAACAACUCUCCCAUGUCAAGGAGUCGGUGUGAUACUGACACAGGUAAAAAGUCUUUAACAUGUGACGUCUGUGGAAAAGUCUUUAAGCAUGAGUCCGUAAUGAAGAGGCAUUACAGAAUCCACACUGGUGAGAAGCCAUAUUGUUGUACUAUGUGCGAUAAAACGUUCAGUCAUAGUGGUAAUUUGACUGUCCACAUGAGGAGUCACACAGGUGAAAAACCGUUUCUUUGCUUAACAUGUGGCAAAGGUUUCUCGGUACAUCGCGCUUUGACUUUACACACUAGAACUCACGCAGGUGAGAAACCGUACCUUUGUAAAAUAUGCGGUAAAAAAUUUACUUCAUCUGCAUCAGUUACAAAGCAUUUGAUUAUCCACUCGGGUACUAAGCCAUUCUCUUGCAAGACAUGUGGAAAAUGUUUCAAUCAAAGUAGUGCUUUGACUAUACACAUGAGACGUCACACUGGUGAGAAACCGUAUUGUUGCCCAACGUGUGGGAAAACCUUCACUCAAAGACCUAAUUUAGUUAUCCACAUGAGGAGUCACACCGGUGAGAAACCGUACCGUUGCAAAACAUGUAGUAAAACCUUCAGUCAAAGACCUAAUUUACUUAUCCACAUGAGGACUCACACCGGUGAGAAGCCGCAUUGCUGUCCCAUGUGCGGUAAAGGCUUCAGUCAAAGUUGUGCUUUAACUAGGCAUAUGAGGAUUCACACAGGUGAGAAACCACAUUGCUGUCCCAUGUGCGGUAAAGCCUUCAGUCUAAGUAAUACUUUAACAAUCCACAUGAGGACUCACACAGGUGAGAAACCGUACCUUUGCAAAAUAUGUGGUAAAUCCUUCACUCAAAGUCCCAAUUUAAUUAUCCACAUGAGGACUCACACGGACGAGGAGCCGCUUUUUUAUGACGUGUGGUAAAACCUUCAUUCGAAGUACUCAGUAAAGGAAGCACAUGAGGACUCACACAGGUGAGGAGUCAUCAUCCUGAAACAUCUGUGGGGAAAAAACGUCUGGGAAGCUGAGCUUGAAAAAAAAAAAUAAUGUCAGAAUUUGUUCAGGUUAAUCUUUGUAGCGGACAUCCACUCACAUUAAGCAUAGAACUGUCAAACUUGGACAUCAAACCGAUGGGUGGAGACAUCCACCUAACUGACACUUGAGUUUUCAACAGAAUUUGGGGAGGACCACUUUAAGACCAGGAACAACACGAGAAGGAGAAGAUAAAACAACCUGACUGUGUUUUAAUGGCAAGAACGGAAAGAACAAAAUGACUCUUUCAGAGUCUGUAGUACCAUGUAUAGAAACUGACAAUGUAUCACUGUGAUGAAAUCCUCUUAUUCCCAAAUUUGACAUGGAUAUCAUAAUUUGUAUUAUUUACUCUUGUCUGUCUCUCUGUUUCAAACACAACUUGAGAUAAACCAGCCAGAUGCUAGUUAUCAAUUAUGAACACACUAUUGCAGUGACUUAACACUAGUUUCCUUUAAGUCUCAUCUCAUCUACUACUACCGCUUAUCCUCACUAGGGUCGCGGGGGCUGCUGGAGUCUAUCCCAGCUGUCAUAGGGCGAGAGGUGGGGUCCACCCUGGACAGGUCGCCAGUCUAUCGCUGGGCUAACACAGAGACAAACAACCAUUCACACACUCACACCUAGGGUCAAUUUAGAGUUUGCUUUAAGUUCAACUCAUAUCUUAAUCUGUAUGUUUUAAUUGUUUAAAUGUUUGUUUGUUUGUUACCCCCUGAAAAAUAGUCUGGGUCGGCUGUUUUCAUGAUUUUUGGUGGAGGUCAUGUCUUUAUGAGUUAUAGCAACUAAAGUAGUUAUGACCCUUUUACUCGCUUUCACCAGCAGUAAUCAUUCGAUUAUCAGGGCAACAAGGAAAAUGUUUUCACCCUGAAUAUAUGACAUUUAAAAACUUCACUAAAGAAAUAAAAUGAAAAGAAUGAAUUUCUUUCAAA